This is a messenger RNA of Dioszegia hungarica, 1047 nucleotides long. Its product is annotated as glycoside hydrolase superfamily. NCBI's taxonomy places the organism in Eukaryota, Fungi, Basidiomycota, Tremellomycetes, Tremellales, Bulleribasidiaceae. Bases 1 to 1047 code for a protein of 348 amino acids. The record is from RefSeq and is a predicted model, not a curated record. The transcript is spliced from 7 exons.
AUGCCUUGCUCCUUGCUACUGGUAGCUAUCGGACUGGCUUCCUUUGUCGGUCCCACCUUCGCUGCUCCUCGUGGGGUCAAGGGAGAAUGGGUCACAACGAGCGUCUUUGUAUCCGCCACCCCGACUGACAAAGCCGCCGUCUCCAGUAUUUUUGCGACCUUUACGCACUCGAAGGGCGCUGCGAUCCUAAGCGUACCCGUACCCGCGGGGCGGACCUCGAAGCCCAGCGGAACCCUCUCGCUGGACUCCACCUUCAUAUACGAUCUCGAUAACGGUCCGAUUGGCGCUCCCGAUUUCAAGAGCAAAUCCGGAGUGGGGAUUGACGCGAGCGUGUAUAUCUUCGACUUGGUCCGGCUUGAAGUCGAUCAGAUCAAGGCAUAUAAGGAUGCUGGUAAGACUGCGAUCUGCUACUUCAGCGCUGGCAGCUUGGACCCCUUGAGAGCGGACGCUGGCAACUUCGACGAUGCAUGCGUAUGCGGUACCGGCGGUACUCUGGACUCGAGCAACCACUGCACCGGCGGUGACCCGAAUGCCAAGCAAAAGAACUGGGACCAGUACUGGCUCGACAUUCACAGCCCAGCCUGUAAGACCAAUGUCAGAGCGGCCAUGACAAAGCGGCUACAGAUGGCGAAAGAGAAGGGAUGCGAUGGGAUUGACCCGGACAAUGUGGAUAGCUAUAUGAAUGGGGCACCGCAUGGCAAUACCGAGGCAGACCAGAUGGAGUACCUUCUGUGGCUGUCCGAAACCACCCAUGCCCAGGGUCUGCUCAUCAACCUCAAGAACGGCGCCGGUCUGCUGCGGGCCGGUCACGCCCAGGAGCUGGUCUCCGCGUUUGACUUCAGCGUUGUCGAAUCAUGCCACGUAUACGACGAGUGUCAGGUAUACGAGCCAUUCCUCGCUGCCGGGAAGCCGAUGAUCCAGAUCGAGUACUCCAACUCGAUCACCAAGUGUCCCACCUUGAAGCCCGGUCAGAACCUGGCCGUCCUGUCGGGAUUGACGCUCAACUCGGCACAGAUUACUCUGGACUGUCCUGCUCCUCGGGGCUAG